AUGCAAGGUGUCUCAUUUGCGCGGCCCAAGCGCCGCGGGCGCGCAGAUGUGGACGGCGGCGGCGUCGCAUGGCAGCAGCACUGGCACCAGGCCAGCGAUGCUUGCGGCCAAGUACAGCAUACGCUGCCUGAGCAGCGCCUGCAGCAGCUCAGCCACCUGUACACGGCAAGGGGCAGUGAAAUUGUGCGGCAGGCGGCGUGGGCUGAGGAGCAAGGGGUUACUAGUAGGUCAGGGCAAGGGCCGAGCUGGGCGCAGCAUCAUUCCGCACAGGAGCAGCGCCGGGCUGCGCCCCAGUCCCUGCGCAGCCUGUGGCGGCAGCAGCAGCAACAGCAGCAGCGGCGGUUGCAGCAACAAGAGCAACAGCAGCAGCAGCAGCAGCAGCAGCAGCAGCAGCAGCAGCAGCAGCAGCAGCAGCAGCAGCAGCAGGAGCACCUGCAGCAGCAGCAGCAGCCGCAGCAGCCGCCGCCUCAGGAGCAGCAGCAGCAGCAGCAGCAGCAGCAGCAGCAGCUUCUGCUGCUGCUGCAAUCUAAACAGUGGCCGCAGCAGCAACAGUGGCGGCGGCGGCAGCAGCAGCAGCAGCAGCAGCAGCAGCAGCCGCAGCAGCGGCAGCAGCAGCAGCAGCAGCACCAGCGGCGGCAGCAGCAGCAGCAGCAGCAGCAGCAGCAGCAGCAGCCCUCUCAGCUGAGUCAGAGCUCAGCUUGGGACAGCCCUCGCUUCUCGCAGCCCCCUACGCAGCCGCCGGCAAGCCAGCGGCUCGCAUCGCCAGCGAAGGCAAGAGGGCCCAGUAUGGACGACGACGGCUGGUCAGAGGACCAGGGACCCAGCGCGCUGGCAACCCCAAAGCAGCCGCAGCCGCAGCAGGUGCUCGAGCAGCUGCAGCGCCUGCAAGAGCAGCAAGCGCCGGCGCCGCCGCAGCAGGCCCCGCGGCAGCUCGAGCCCCCACGUACCCCGUCGAGCAUCGAGACGCGGGACAUGAGCCCAGGCAGCUCGCCGCCGCAGCCAGCGCCCCCGCAGCCGCGCCAGAGGCAGCUGCUGCUGGAGCGUGCCCUGGCACUUGAGCGGCAGCGUUUCUCCCGGGACGGCAUGCUGCCGCCCAGCGCGGGCCGUGCGCACGUGGUGUCCUGGGCGGAGCAGGCCGGCGCAACCGGCGCUGCGGCUGCAGAGCCAGACCGCGCACUGGCCGCGCCAGACCGCGCACGCUGGCCGCGCGCGGCGCGCUGGCCGGCCGCCCCUGCAUCCGCCCCUGAGGCGGCGCCGCUUCCCGCGCUGCCCGAUGAGCCUUGCGCGAGGAGGGUGCACGGCCUCGCAGCGCACGCAGCCCCCGCGAUCGCCCGGCACCAAGCAGCUGAGGAGGUGGUGGCGCCGUGCAGCCAAGCAACGCCCGCGCCAUCCUCCCCGCAUCUGCCGCCGCCUCAACUGCAUGAGCAGCGGGAGAAGGCCGCUGCAUCACCGGCCCAAAGCUCCGGCCUGAGCGUGGCAGACGGUGAUGCGCAACGCCCGCUGCACCGCCGCAUCGUCGAUGCGCUCACGCUUGGUUGCACGCGGGUGGGCCGCCUGCAGCCGCUCCCAGCGCCGGAGCAGCGCGCCGGGUGGCGGCCCGCCCGCGGGCGGGCGGCGCUGCGCGAGCGGGCGCCGCUGCUGGCCAAGGUCGCGGCUCUGGGCCGCGUGCGGCUUGCGCGUGGAUGGCGCACACCUGGAGCCGCUGCGGGAGCCCGCAGCUCGCCCCAACACAGUAAAUGGCAUCGGCGGCUGUCGGUGCUGCCAGCGACCUCAGCGGAGCAGGCGGAGGAGCAGGAGGAGAAGGUUGCGGGGAGCCUCUCCAACACAAUGCUGCAGCAGGAGCAAGCAGCGCCGGCGGCCCCACAGCAGCAGCAGCAGCAGCAGCAGCAGUGGCAGAGGACACGGGCGCUCGUGGGCAUGUUGGGCGCGCGCAUGAGCAGCAGCAUGCGCAUCGCACGGCUUCAGCUGCCGCACCACCAGCCUGCUCGUCACCUGAGCCCCUUACGCACGGGGCGCUCCCGCGGCAGCAGCAGGGGCGGGGACAGCCCAAAGCAGCUGCCGCAGCUGCGGUGGCGGCGCCCCGACAUCGGGCGCAGUCUGUGGAGUCACCCGCGGCUGCGGCCGUCUAGGCAGGCGCACAGCGCACACAAGGCUCAGGCUGCGGAGGAGGUCGAGGAGGGGCGGCGGCAGCACGUCAGGGAGGGCGAGGAGGGCGGCGAGAGCGAGGGGCACGCGCCCGCUGCGACGGCCUCCGACGCUUGGUCGCCGCCCGUGCAGCACGCAGACUCAUCGACGGCGUCGUCGCAGCCGGUGACGCUCGACCACCAGCAGUCGCCCCGCUGGGCAGAGGGUACGGGCAGCGAGCGCGUGUGCAGCAGCAGCAUCGGCAGCGACGCGCCACGGCGCAAGGUCGAGCAGCCGCACGAAAGAGCUCCUGUGGUCAAGACCAAAUCGCGUCUGCUGUCCGAGGUGAAGCACUCAAUGCCUCUCGCGGCUGACCACAAACCAAAUAGCACCGCGCACGCCGCCGUCGCGCUGCGGCCCGCGUCUCGCAUCCAGCGCACCGCAAGCGCCCCGCCACCCGUGGAUCAUGCGGCAGCGGCUGCGGCGCUCCGCCCGCCGCCGCCGCCGGCGUCGCCGCUGCACCCCGUGUCAGACCAGUGCCUCAUCUGCGGCUCGAAAAUUGCAGAGGUGGUCUUCCUGCACGAUGACGCCGUCCACCGCUGCUGCUGCCGCGGCUGCGCCACCGGCAUGGCGGUCGGUGGCCCCUGCCCGCAGUGCGACGCGCCCGUCGUCGCGAUCCUGCGCGUCUACUCGGCUGCCGCCAGGGACUCGGCCGCUCCUGCGGCCCUCGUGGGGGUUGCGGGGGCCGGUUGGUGA
Monoraphidium neglectum is the source of this 2880-nucleotide messenger RNA. RefSeq lists its product as hypothetical. The record is from RefSeq and is a predicted model, not a curated record. The transcript has a single exon. Bases 1 to 2880 code for a protein of 959 amino acids. Lineage: Eukaryota; Viridiplantae; Chlorophyta; Chlorophyceae; Sphaeropleales; Selenastraceae.